Messenger RNA from Aspergillus bombycis, 1251 nucleotides. RefSeq lists its product as uncharacterized. Bases 1 to 1251 code for a protein of 416 amino acids. Gene Ontology annotation, biological process: regulation of mRNA processing; spliceosomal complex assembly; protein phosphorylation. The record is from RefSeq and is a predicted model, not a curated record. NCBI's taxonomy places the organism in Eukaryota, Fungi, Ascomycota, Eurotiomycetes, Eurotiales, Aspergillaceae. The transcript has 3 exons. Gene Ontology annotation, molecular function: protein kinase activity; ATP binding.
AUGGCCUCUAGAACCUUUAGUAUAUCUGGUGGUGAUGCUAAUUCACCUAUCUUUGAAUACCACCCGAUUGAAGGGGUUGAGAGACUUGAAAAAUAUCAGCCUGGUGGCUAUCAUCCAAUAUCAAUAGGUGACGAGUUGCAAGCGCGAUAUCGGGUAGUUCACAAACUCGGCUAUGGUACCUACUCAACCACAUGGCUCUGUCGUGAUGAAAAGUCCGAUAUCUAUGUUGUAGUUAAAGUCGGGACAGGCGACUCAGAUCCCCAAGAAGCAGCCGUGCUUGACCUUCUUAACAACACUUCACCCCCGCUUUCAAACCAUCCGGGCAGAGGAAUGGUACCUUUGAUCAAAGACCGGUUUGUCCUUCACGGUCCUAAUGGCACACACCCUUGCUACAUCAUGACACCAGCAAGAUGUAGUGUCUCAGGUUCCAAGGAUGGGUCGUACAAACGCCUGUUUCAGGCUGAUACCGCUCGCUCACUGAUCGCCCAGCUCGUUCUAGCGGUUGAGUACACCCAUGCAACAGGGGUUGUUACCUUCACCUUGGCAAUGCUCUCCUGCGCCUUCCGGCCGAUUUUGACAACCUCUCAAUCGAAGGGCUGUAUCACACAUAUGCCGAAUGUUCCAUCCACAGCCAUUCUUCCCAUGUGGCUUGGGAAACCGUGCGAAGAGUUUUCGGUUUCAGAAGCCCAGCUCCUAUUGUCGGAUUUCGGAGAGGCAUAUUUGCCUUUCACCGGGAAUCGGUGUGAGUCCCGCACACCCUUGGCAUUCGCGCCACCCGAAGCUCGCUUUGAGCCAGAGCGAAAUCUGUCCUUCUCGUCUGAUAUCUGGACGCUUGCAUGUGCUAUAUGGUUAAUUCUUGGACAACGUCCAUUGUUUGAAGACAUCCUAGCCACUCAGGAUGACAUCACAGCUGAGCAGGUUGAUGUCCUGGGAAGGUUACCUUCAGAAUGGUGGGAGAAGUGGAAUGAGAGACUCGAGUAUUUUAAUGAAGACGGUGAGCCAAAUGAAGAUCGAGACGUAAGGUCCUGGGAUGAUCGAUUUGAGACGCAUAUUCAGCGCCCACGAAGGAAGGCUGGCAUUUCCGAAUUUGGGUUGGAAGAGAGGACUGCUGUUAUCGAUAUGUUGCGGUCCAUGCUUUCUUUCCAGCCUGAAGCGCGACUGACGGCACAGGAUGUAUUGAAGUGUGAUUGGAUGGUGAGAUGGGCGCUACCGGAGUAUAAAAAGAUGUUUAUGAACAACGCACCAAAAUGA